GGCAGUAGGAUUUACGAGGGCUGAGCACUAAAGACUUAGGAGCAGGCUCGAUUUACGAGUUUAUUGUUCCCCGGUUAUUGGACCUCUGGCGUUUGGGUCUGUUUUUCACAGGGUUCCGAGAGUUUGUUUGGUGCAGAGUCAGCGGUCUGUGCACACACUUCUUCACAAAUGGGCUGUGAGCAGACAGCCCCUACUGGUAGUGAGCCCAUGCACCACAGGUUCCAGCAGGUUCCAGACCUCUGGGAGGGGCAAGAAGUUUUGAUUAUAACCCAGUAUUCUGGGUCACAUCAGUUGAGAAGAAAGAGACCCUCGAGUUUGCAGGAGGAAGUUUUCUCGUGUUGUGAAUUUUACUUUUACCAAAUAUUCUUUUUCUAUAUAACCAGCAAUAAGAGGAUGCAUUAACCCCAAAUGCAGGAGUUUUGAGUGUCAGACUUUACCCUUGUUAUGGCGGUGUGUUCUCUGGCUCCCAGGACUGCAGGGUUGAGACUGCGAACUGGGGCAGUUGGGGAUUUUAUUGAUUUGGCACAUAAACAAAUGCCCCUUUGUGUUUGUAUGCAUGCGGGUUUAUUCUAAUGUUCUUGUAGAACAUGGGAACAGCUGCAGUUCCUUUUGCCAGCUAUGUUAUGUGCUAAACCACUAAACGGAUUGCAGUAAUUAAGGCUUUUCGUGAUUAACUAAAUUGCAGUGGCCAAAAGCAGUAUUUCACUUGACACUGGGUUAACUGUUCAGGCUCGAGACAGUAAUGUAAAAGUGCACUAGAUCCCCUCCUAGUUCUGUGUCUAGAUGUUGCAGGUUGUUUUCUUCUCCGGCCAUCUUGUUUAUGACGCGCUGUGUGAGGCUUACGCAACCCUGAGGCCACACUAAAGCUUUUAAUGUGUUUAUUUAAAAGAUUGCCCUUGGCCCGUUCAAGAGAUGCUGCUUUGUAGACUAAUCGCACGUUGCUCUGGUUUCAAGAGCCCAGACGCUGCAUAAAUAUGCGUUUCUAAGAAAGGUGCAUACCCAACACUCUCUGUCCAAGCCUUCGCCCAUAGCAGCCACGUUCUGAGUCCACCAGCUUGGCUUUAAUGGACUUUUUGUCCUUGCAGAAUGUUUACUCUGUUGUUUCAUUUACGUGCAUGAUCACUGUGCAAACAUUUUGAACCGGUCUGUGCCCUCUUUUCACCGCUGCUGGACACUAAUGGACGAGAAAGUGGAACUUAGGUUAUAGAUACUGAAAAAUUCCGCUCUUUGAAGAAGCAGAUGUUCCUCAGCGUGAGAGGACCGUAUUUUGAGCGUCUCCGGGCCAGUGGUGUCCGUCCAUAACAGCUGCAGCACGCGCUUUGUUUACAAAUAAAGACACUCGCAGUGGAAACAUCAGUGGGGAAGGAUUUUUCUUUUUCUCAUAGUUUUUAGAUUGUUUAGGACAUGUUUUUGUUCAUGCAGGAAAGGGAUAAAGGACUAAGGUCAGCCAAGGCAACGUCCCCGGCAUCGAGAGCGCUUCUCUGGCCAUGGACACAGAAGAGGGAGUGGAGGUUGUGUGGAAUGAGGUGCAGUUCUCAGACAAGAAGGUCUUCAAGGCACACGAGGACAGAAUCAGGGAGAUGUUUGAGAACCUGAUGCAGGUGGAGCACCCAAAUAUCGUCAAGUUUCAUAAAUACUGGCUGGACACCAGGGAGAGCCGAGCCAGGGUGAUUUUUAUCACUGAGUACAUGUCAUCUGGAAGUCUCAAACAGUUUUUGAAGAAAACCAAGAAAAACCACAAGACAAUGAAUGUGAAGGCAUGGAAAAGGUGGUGCACACAGAUCUUGUCUGCCCUCAGUUACCUGCACUCUUGUGACCCGCCCAUCAUUCACGGAAACCUGACCUGUGACACCAUCUUCAUCCAGCACAAUGGCCUCAUCAAGAUUGGCUCAGUAUGGCACAGACUCUUUGUCAAUGUGUUCCCGGAGGCCAUCCAUGGAAAUGUGCAUCAGCAUCGAGAUGAACUGAGGAACCAGCACUUCUUUGCUCCGGAGUAUGGGCUUGCUGAGGAUGACUAUUCUAUUGAUAUAUAUUCCUUCGGCAUCUGUGCUUUGGAGAUGGCAGUCUUGGAAAUCCAGGCUAAUGGUGACACUGCUGUUUCUAAGGAGGCCAUAGUGCAUGCUGGACUGUCACUGGAGGAUCCUCUCAUGAGGGAGUUCACACAGUCCUGCGUUCGCACUGAGGCAAAACUCCGGCCUACCGCCCAUGACCUGCUGUUCCACAGGGUCCUGUUUGAGGUCCACUCUCUAAAGCUGCUGGCUGCACACUGCUUCAUCAACAACCAGUAUCUCCUCCCUGAGAACUGUGUGGAAGAGAAGACCAAGUCCAUUGACCCUAAUGGCAUCAUGGCAGAGACCAGUCACGGAGGCCGGCCUGGCAUCCAGUUAAAGUACUCUCAUGUCUCUCCACUGGAGCUGGACAAGUUCCUGGAGGAUGUCAAGAAUGGAAUCUACCCCUUAAUGAGCUUUGCAUCUCAGAGACCCCACCCGCUCCCUCGCACGCUCUCUCUCUCCCAGGAGCACAUGGAGACUGUGAAGACUCCAACCCCUGAACCUCAAGAGACAGAGACCAGGAAGGUUGUCCAGAUGCACUGUAAUUUGGAGGCUAAUGAAGAGGGGACCAGGAGCCACCUGUCUCUCUUUUUGAAGAUGGAUGACAAGCUUCACCGCCAGCUUAGCUGUGAUGUUUUGCCCACCGACCGUCCGAGAGACCUGGCCAGUGAACUUGUCCACCACGCCUUCAUCAGCGAGGAGGACUGUGAGAAGCUGGCCAGCUUUCUGGAAGAGGCCCUGGGCAAGCACUGGGCUGGGGCUUCACCUGCUGCAGUGGUGCUGAUGAACUGAGAGCCGUGUGAGCACCGUUGUGGAGCCGCAGAAUUGGCCUGUAACGGAGAGAGAGAAAGGGAGAGAGGAAGAGGGAGAGAUGGAGAGAGGGAGAAGGGGAGUAGUUUGGGGAGUGAAGAGGGAGAGCUGAAGAGGGAUUAAAGAGGCAAAGUGAGCAGGGACAAAUCUUGAAGAGGGUGACAGAAUCUGAGAAUUCCAUUUGGGAAUUCCAUUCAGGCUCCAUGAGUCCAAGGCUUCAAAGAGUUCAUUUACUAAGUUAUUGAAGUGGGAAAUCUAACCAUUCCCAUUAUCCCGCAGCGCGCUGGCACCAACGGACUCAAUUCCAUAUGUUUGUACGUUCUUUGUGUAUUUGAUGGAUUUUUGUGGGUGUUCCCGAUGUCUCACCUUUUGGCAAUAUUCAUUCCCCAUCCCAGAAGCUCCUGCCAUGGAAAAGGGACCACAGAAGCAGAGGAAAGGAGAUUGGCGAGCUGAAUAAGUGUCUCUUGGGACUGUCAAACCACAUGUUGGCUCUAACUGUCUAUGUGUUUUUAACAGACAUGCAGUAAUUGUCUAUUUAUUGUUUUGAGCUAUUAAACAUGACUAAAAACUGACUUUUUAAAAAGCUCCCAGUGAGGGAAGUCUGUCUCCCAGUGAGAGAAGUCUGUUUAUUUCUACUUCCCUGUAAAAAUAUGAAUAUGAUUCUAGUUAGUAAGCUCUGGCUAAAUACCUAAGGGGAUGUUGUGAAUGUACUGUAAUUUAGCAGAGGACCCUUAGUGCUUGUAACACCUACGUUACAGCCCCCCAUGUGAGACCUUAAACCGAAACACUUUCCAUCAGUUCAGACUCGUUCUUACAAAGCACCAAGUGCCUAUGUGAGAAAGGAAUGUCAGAUGUACUUAAUAUGGAGUCCUCCUUAAUUGUCAUUAUUCCAUAACAUUGAUAAAGUUCAGUUUCAUUCCUUUAUAAAUGCUGGCAAUAAUAGUAGCACCUUGGAUUAGCUAGGGCUAAGGAGGUGUGUGUCUGUGUGAUAGGCUUGAUGUGCUUUUCACAGUGUAAGGUGUAACUGCAUUAGGAGCACUGGCCUCUAAUAAGGACCUAUUCGACUUGGGAAACAAAUACAUCCAAGUGCAAGUACACCAUUUUGGGCAGGUAGCAACACACUAGCAAACACGGUCCUAACAGCACUAUGGAAGAGGAGCUGGCUAGUGUACCCCGCACCACAUACAGGCACUUUAUAAUGUCAGGGCACCCCCUCAAUUCACUGAUGGUUUAAGAUGUUUGACGAGCGGACGCUUCCUAAAGGUCUACUAGAAGUCCCUCUAUCCUGCUAAAAGGGCUGUCCUUACUUGGAGAUUACGCAUCAUGCAGCAGUAUUUGUGCUGUCUUGUAGUCUCUUAAACCUUCUCACUUUCUAUCAGAGGUGUUUACAUACACAUAACAUAAAAUGUGAAUGCCAAAAGAUAUAACUCCCAUUGACUCUAAAAACACUGGAUGUAACGAUGGCAGCUGGAGUUGGGAUAGUUAAAGGAAAAAGACAUUUUCUACACUGACCAUGUCUUUAUGACUAUUUGGUCUUGCUUUUGUAAAUCAGUGAUCAUUCUGUGAUCAAUCUUUGUCAUGCUGUCCCUGCCUACACUAUCAGGAAUUGCUUCAAUGACCACCACCUUUAGUGCUUCACCUUUAGUAUUCCAUAAUGGAUAUGAUAACGUACAGUUACAUGCAUCUUGCUUGUUGAUCAUGAGGUCCUCAUGGCUCAAUUUAAUUCCUGACUGGAACUGCAAAGAUGUUUUAAUACUAAUGCUACACUAUGCUAUACUAUACUUAUACUAUUCUAUACUAAUGCUUUAAAAGACUCCUGAUAUCUCAGUAAAAAUGUGCAUGUCAACACUAGAAUAUUAUCACAUUUUUGGUAAGGUGGAAUGGCAGAAGUGUCAUAUGCCCUCAGAUGUAAAUUCCUAAGGAUUUGUAAUUGUCAAUAAUCCCAGAAGAAUAGAUGAAUGGGACCAUACAUGGCAAACUCUUCAGAAUAUUACAAUGACCAUGUCUGGGUCCCUGUCGUGACUUCGUUGGGUAGAGUGUGCUCCACUCUGGGUCCCUGUGGUGACUUUGUUGGGUAGAGUGUGUUCCACUCUGGGUCCCUGUGGUGACUUUGUUGGGUAGAGUGUGCUCCACUCUGGGUCCCUGUGGUGACUUCCUUGGGUAGAGUGUGUUCCACUUUGGGUCCCUGUGGUGACUUGGUUGGGUAAAGUGUGUUUUGUAACAUCCAAAUACCUGCAGUCUAAUCAUUGGGUUUGCUGCACAGCUUGCAUCUUGAUUUAUGCAUUGAUUUGUUAUUGUUUAUUUGUUUAUCCAUGUCAAAAUGUACAAUAACAUGAUUUAGCACGACAUAUUCAAACUUAUUAAAAUGUUCAGAAGCAAACAUGUCAAAUGUGAAGAUUUCACUGCAUAUUUUAAAAUUAUUUUACAAUGUUUAGCUUGGACGUUGUGUUUAAUGUUCUUUUAGCAUUGACGAGGGCAACAGAGAGCAAGGAUUUUCCAACCCGUGUCAAGAAGUACCUAACAAGUUCCCAAGGGUGCAUCCAUGCACACUAACAACAAUAAUAAUAAAUUGCAGUUGUUUUAAUCUACACAGAAGACGAGGGCAAUUUAUACACACUUUUUGUUUGCCUUUUGGUGUGGUAUUUUGGAGUUUUAGCGUAAAACUGCGUUGGCUUAGACCUCUCCGGUGGGGAAACAUACCUUCACAAUUGCUUUAUUGAGCAAUUGAGAGAAUGACUGUAAAACAGCAACCUUCCCAUCACUGGAUUAAACACACGUUUGGAAAACUCUCCAGUAGUUGGAUUAACUACACCUCGGAGGACUAGUUUUGACCCAUAACCACUCCAUUCUUCCCACUAACACUCACCGCCCUCACACUGGCUCUUUCACUGGUUUUUUUCGCCUUACACAUUUUAACAUACUGUACUGUUUACCCGAAUGUAUGUUUCAAAUACACUGGAAUAAACAGGACAGCGGAAAACGA
Messenger RNA from Electrophorus electricus (electric eel), 5844 nucleotides. It is a transcript of the gene nrbp2a, whose product is annotated as nuclear receptor binding protein 2a. Gene Ontology annotation, biological process: protein phosphorylation. The record is from RefSeq and is a predicted model, not a curated record. Gene Ontology annotation, molecular function: protein kinase activity; ATP binding. Lineage: Eukaryota; Metazoa; Chordata; Actinopteri; Gymnotiformes; Gymnotidae.